This is a messenger RNA of Gadus morhua (Atlantic cod), 2270 nucleotides long. RefSeq names its product tetratricopeptide repeat domain 23 (gene ttc23). Bases 420 to 1745 code for a protein of 441 amino acids. Gene Ontology annotation, molecular function: protein binding. NCBI's taxonomy places the organism in Eukaryota, Metazoa, Chordata, Actinopteri, Gadiformes, Gadidae. The transcript is spliced from 11 exons. The record is from RefSeq and is a predicted model, not a curated record.
CGUGAUGGUUGGUAGCAGUAGCAUUCGCAGUAGAAGUAUAUUGGCAUGCUUUGUAAAAACCUUGCAAAUUUAAUACAAUUAUCUUGAAGAUAUGUUUGUGCUAUGAAAACACAAUUGAAGUGAAAACGGAGGAUGGAAGUCUGAGUGUAAGGUCUCUGACGGACGGUAGUGGCUAGUCUUGGUAGGGGUGUUAUCAAACUCGCCCUGUGGCUUCCCGCUGCGAACGUGAUCAAACACGAAGAGGUUACUAUAGUAACAGACACCAGUGUUGCUGCUGCAAACCUCUGAAGAACAGAGCGGAUCUUGAACGCGCCUCUCACGUCUGUGUUGUGUUUAUGAUGUCGGCGUAAACGACGAGGUCUGUUUCAGACAGUCACAAACAUGUAUGCUUGAGCUUCUGUACACUAAACAUUAGGAAGAUGGAAGAUACUUCAUUUAAAAAAACGAAGCAGAAAUUGAAUGACUAUUCAUCCACAGAAAGCAUAGAAAGCAACGCAGCCACAGACGAGUCUCCCCCUGGCGGUGAGGCGGAGGUCCACAGCCUCCCACACACGGCAUCAUACACCAGAAGAGAGCGGAUGAUGCCCCCAGAAGAGAAGCUUGGCUAUUUUGAAAGUCGAGCCCAAGCAAUGGCUGACAGCCAGCAGUUUGAUGCUUGCAUCAGUGACCUUGUGCGGUGUGUGGCCCUGGCGAGACUAGCACAUGGAGAGAGACACCUCAAGCUAGCCCAAGCCCAAGUUAGGCUGGCUGAGGCUUACCUUCAGUUUAAAGGUUGGGGAGCGCAGGCCCAAAAGCACUCGUCCCUGGCCAUGGAUCUGCUCCUCUCUCACCCUGCUCCCAUCUGCUCCGAUGAAGACGGGCCACUGGUCUUCACAUGGCUCCUCCGCAGCGGCCUGGUCCAGGGAGGCGCCUCCAUGCUCACAGGCAACUUGAAGGAAGCAGAGGCCUCUUUCCUGAACACGGGCCGAAUCCUAGAGGAGUGUUACUUACAAGGCGGCGUGGACCAGGAGGAGAGGAGCAAGACUGAGCUGAAGAUAUCCACCGCUCUAUCCAGGUUGUACCAGAGACAGCGCCGGCCACUGGAAGCCCUAGCUCAGUGUGAGAGGUCUCUGCAGCUGCUGGGCGACCGGGGGGACCCCGGGGAGACCUGCUCCGUCUACAGGGACAUGGCGGCCAUCGAAGAGUCCCGGGGCAGUUUGGACCGGGCCGUAGAGCAUCUCACCAAGGCUCAUGCCAUUGCUGUGAGUCAGAGCCCGGGGGGGCUGGACAGAGCACACAUCGCUCACAAGCUGGCCGUAGUCCACUCCUCUGCAGCCGGGCCCCGCCACAACGAGUCUGCAGCUCUCUACUUUGAGGAGAGUCUGGAUGUCUACAGGGACGCGGCUGGGACACAGGACCCCACAUUUCUCACCGCCCAGGAUGACUACUGUCGCUUUCUCCUGAUCGACGGACAGAUGGAGAGAUGUGUGGAGGUCCAGAAGGCGUCGCUGGCUCCUAAGCGCUAUGUGUUUGGGGAGUGGAGCGCCGAGGUGGCAGACAGCAUUCAGCUGAUUGGCGGGGUGCAGAUGACCCAGGGCCUGAUCCGACCGGCCCACCGGACCCUGAGGAAGUGUCUGGAGAUCCAGAAUAUCAUCUUCGGCCCUCAGCAUAAGAAGACGAAAGCCACGCAGAAAACGGUGGACAUGCUGGCAAGGGCACCGGAGGUGGUCAACAGGCAGUUGAGACGGAGCACCGCAGUUUCAUGACACAAGCCAUCAGCCGCUUGGAGACCAAGCUGGGCACAAUAUAUAUAAAUAUUCCAUGUUUAUUUUCUAUUGGUAGGAAAGAGCUUGUCCAGGCACAAGAAACAGCAUUUCAUGGUUAUACCAUGGAGAAGAUGUGGAGUUUGUUGAAAGAGCUACAAUAAAGGAGCACUUCAAACUGUAACUUUACAUUUUUAUUUGCUUUUAAAGCACAGAGUGAAGAAGUUUUAUACUUUUCUCUCUAAUCAUUUAAAUAAUUGAUACAGUAAAUGGGGUACUAAAGCAUUCAAAUUAACAGUGAUACACAUGCUUUACAUGCUGCUUUAUUCUGUUUGUUUGUUCAAACGUCAGCAAUAGCAACAUUUCCAGAUUAUACAGCACUGAAAUGGCAUUGCAUUUUAAAUGAAAACACAAAUAACUCACCCGUUUGUUCAUUAUUGCAUUUUGUUUAAUGUCAAAUAUUGUUAGAUUUGUUGGCACUAGAAUGGAAAACAUCCCUUUACAGCAAUAAAAUAUCCUUUAAAGCAA